Molecule: messenger RNA, 1170 nt
Organism: Caenorhabditis auriculariae
Lineage: Eukaryota; Metazoa; Nematoda; Chromadorea; Rhabditida; Rhabditidae
Source: the annotation of a GenBank genome assembly
AUGAAUUUGCUCGAGUUUGACUCGAAAUUGACGAAAGCGACGACGGUAUACUUGGCGAGCACUUCUGAAGAAUUUCGGUCGACGAUAGGCGGCGGAGACGUCGAAGCAUGGCUUCUGGGACGGAGUAUUCACGUCUUCGAUGAAGCCGUCGCCGUGAACUUGUACGAAUUGGUGAGUGAAACUGAGUCACGGCUCUGAUAAUUUCAGAAGGCAAUUGUCUACCUGAGCUUUUCUCAUUAUUUCCUAAAACUCGGAAACAUUUUCAAUGAUGAUCAGGCAGGCUUCGGUCAGUGGCCAGACGAUGAUCGACUCGGCACUGCGCCAGUCAAUCCGCGAUGCUUCACCACGAAGCUGGACGAAAAAACGGACGGGUUGGAGGAGUUGGAAGUUCAGGAAGCCGCUACCAGCUGGGCUGGUUCGUACUUUCCUGAGUUUAGCCUUGACUUUAUAAAGUUCCAGAUCAAACGCCUGUUGUGAAAAUGUUACUUUUGUUACCGGAAGAAGCUGCUUUUCUUGCUUUUGACUGGGAUAUUUUGCAAAUGAGACAAAGAAAACAGUCAUACUCAAGAGGUAGCUCAUCUGACGAGCAUUUGGAAAAAUAAGUAGUUUUCCAGAAGAUUUAUGGUCCAAACUUUGUUCGAUCGGAGGAGUCGAUUUUAUCAAGAACUACGCCGUUUUCCGACAUCUGAAGCGGAACGGAUGGUGUGUUCGACGUGGACAGACCUUCGGAUGCACCUACCGUAACCUUCAUAUUGACUUAUUUCUAAAAUUCAAUAUUUUUGAAGUGAUCUACCGCCUUGGCGCCAAAUACUUUCACGCUUCGGCCGCCGUGCUCCUUUGCGAAGAAAUUGAUGCUCUCCAAUUAAUAUCUCUAACAAGGAUAACGACUAAUAACAGAAAAGUUCGACAGUAGUCUAGUUUUAUGAAAUAAGGAAGUCUAUUUUAGGCCCUUUUAUUAGCAUACGUGGCGAUUCCUGAAGGUUUAGACCUGAAUUCGCCGAUUUGUCUAGAUAAAAUUGAAGUCAAGGUAAGUGAGGAAAGAGAUUCCAAAAAAAGAUGAAAGUUCAGAUAGUCGCCGCGAAAACGUGGUUUUUAGACCGAGAAGUGCCAAAACUGGCCAUGCUCCAAAAUGAAUUGUAUGAAACUUCGGCAAGAAGUUCACUUGAUUGA